GAGUUAGUCACGUGACGAUCGCCUGCUCGGCCAAUUAACGCGCUCGAUCGGCACCAGCUGAGCGCCGUGUUGACGUUUGGUCGAAAAGUCGCCGAAUUUCGCCCCCCGAAGAGCCGAAUCUCGACGGAAAGAUGAGUUUUUUUGGCUUCGGCCAAGGCGCCGAAGUGGAGAUCGUGCUGGACAACGUGGACAACAGACGGACGGCCGACGUCAAGGGCGAGGACGGCAAAAAGGAAAAGCACUACCUCUUCUACGACGGCGAGUCGGUGGCUGGAAAGGUGAACAUAGCGCUGAAGAAAGCUGGUGGGCGGCUAGAGCACCAAGGGAUCAAGAUCGAAUUUAUCGGACAAAUAGAGCUGUACUACGACCGGGGCAACCACCACGAGUUCACGUCGUUACUGAAGGAGCUGGCGCCGCAGGGCGAGCUGUCGCACAGCAUCACGUUCCCCUUUGAGUUCCUCAACGUGGAGAAACCGUACGAGUCGUACUCCGGCUCCAACGUCCGACUGCGAUAUUUCCUCAGGGUGACCAUCGUCCGGUGGCUGUCGGACGUGGUCAAGGAGCUCGAGCUGGUGGUGCACACGCUCAGCUCCUACCCUGAGCUCAACAACAGCAUCAAAAUGGAGGUGGGCAUCGAGGACUGUCUGCACAUUGAGUUUGAAUACAACAAGUCGAGGUACCAUUUGAAAGACGUUAUUGUUGGCAAAAUAUACUUCUUGUUAGUACGGAUAAAAAUUAAACACAUGGAGAUUGCAAUCAUCAAGCGAGAAACAACUGGAUCUGGUCCUAACACGUUUACUGAGAACGAGACGAUCGCCAAGUACGAAAUCAUGGACGGGGCGCCGGUGCGGGGCGAGAGCAUCCCGAUCCGCGUCUUCCUGGCCGGCUACGACCUGGCGCCGUCGAUGAAGGACAUCAACAAGAAGUUCUCGGUGCGCUACUACCUGAACCUGGUGCUGAUGGACGAGGAGGACCGGCGCUACUUCAAGCAGCAGGAGAUCACGCUGUGGCGCAAGGGCGAGACGUCGCGGCGCACCCUGCAGCAGCAGCCGGCCUCGGGCACCACCAGCCCCAUGGCGGGCGCGCCCCUCGCCAACCCCACGCUGCCCACCUUCCGCUCGGCGCCGCCCCCCGUCGAACCCGAUGCACAGGACGCCCCUGAGCACGAGCAGGAAAUCGACGACGACGACGACCGAGAGUUCGAGGCCAGUCCGCUGCCCGUGCCUCCGCCCCCUGACGCCACCCCCGAAGCCCCCCGGGACGACGCGCCGACGCCCCCCGACGAACAGCCCUGAGCCCUCCAUCCUGACGCCCCCCUCUGUAAAUAGCAUUUAUCUCUCUAUCUCUCACUGAUGACCAGCGAGUCAGAAUCGGAUUUCCAGUUCGGAGCUGGGCCUCUUCGGCAGGUGGGCCUUUCCAUUUCCACCUUUCAUUUGCCAAUGUUUGCGUUUUUACAAAUUUCUCUCGAGGACCAACCUUUUUGGUAUUUUUGUAGUACUGUUUUGAACGGGAGCUCCCAAUUCUGAAGAAACGAAUCCUUCGGCGUUUACAAAAAUAAGAAUAUCCUGAGUUCUCUUAACUUUGUACUUUGUUCCAAAGGUUUCCAAUUGAGACAACCUACAACUUUGAAUUUGAAACUGAAUUUAAAUUCACACCAUCGAUCAGUCGCAUUUCAAAGAGUUAAAAAAUAUUUUAUAUUAAAGCAAUAACUCAUUUUGAAAUUUGAGGUAUUCAUUGAACUACUCUCAUUGAAGUCCAAUUUGAGGUCAUCGGUCAAGGUCAAAGGUUACCAAGGCUCAUUUUAGACAAUUUUCUGGUGUAUUUGGGAUUUGGGAUUUUUUUAAAAAUCGGAAACUACCCUUAAAUGCGGUCUCAGGGUACGUGUGAACUUGUGGGAUAACUUUCAGUUUUGGUUUUCAAAAAAUUAAAUUUUUAAUCUCGAAAAACCGAAAAUUUUCAAUUUUUGAAAAUGUGGCGGUUUCUAAGGGUAAGAAAUGCAAAAACUUGACACCAUUCAACUUGGCUUGACCUCCCCUGGUGAACUGAAUUGUUUUUGGGCUGCUCACCCCCAGCCUCUAUUCA
Messenger RNA from Cloeon dipterum, 2082 nucleotides. RefSeq names its product vacuolar protein sorting 26 (gene Vps26). Gene Ontology annotation, biological process: intracellular protein transport; retrograde transport, endosome to Golgi. Gene Ontology annotation, cellular component: endosome; retromer complex. The coding region runs from base 132 to 1295 and encodes 387 amino acids. The transcript is spliced from 5 exons. NCBI's taxonomy places the organism in Eukaryota, Metazoa, Arthropoda, Insecta, Ephemeroptera, Baetidae. The record is from RefSeq and is a predicted model, not a curated record.